Messenger RNA from Daktulosphaira vitifoliae (grape phylloxera), 1146 nucleotides. RefSeq lists its product as uncharacterized. Bases 238 to 1077 code for a protein of 279 amino acids. NCBI's taxonomy places the organism in Eukaryota, Metazoa, Arthropoda, Insecta, Hemiptera, Phylloxeridae. The record is from RefSeq and is a predicted model, not a curated record. The transcript has 3 exons.
CGUUCUCAAGACCAAAAAGGUUAUAUGAAUCUAAGAAUUCAACUGAACAUCCAUACGUUGUUUGCAUCAUGUCAGCAUUUAGUGGGGUGGACAUGAAAUAUAAAUACAAAUUUGGUGUUGGUACUUUAGUACACGAGCGAUUUGUACUAACUAUAGAGUCGAUGGUACAAAACACAAGAUCAGUAGAUAUAAGGACCAGCUGACUUUGAACUGAAACACCUCGAGAAUGAUUAUAAAAUGUCAAUGCCUGUACUGAUAUUGAUGAAUACUACUUUAAAAAACAUCACAUCUACUAUAAAGCCGUUAGAGUAUCCUCCUAAACAAGAUUAUUGGGGCCCUGAAUUAUGCGUUAUGGUUGGUUUCAGUCCAUUUGGUCGAGCACAAAAACUUAACAAUUAUGAUUCAAUUCCAUUGACCGUUUACAAGUUAGACAUCUAUAUGACCACAAAAUGUGGUACAGGCGAUGAAGGAUCACCUCUACUGUGUAAGGUUUCCGAUCAGACAGCAGUAAUUGGCAAUACAACUACUAAAUCCAACGGAACUGACGAACCUCUAGCUAUUUUUGGAUUAUCUAUGUUUAAAAAUGAAAUCUCAUGUUCCGCAAAAGAACGAUUAAAUAGUAAACACAAUCAGACAUUUGUUGGUAUGUUUCGGUACAGUCAGUGGGUUGAUGAAGUAAUUAAAGAUGAAAUAAAAAUAGAAGAGGAAGAAAUGAAACUGAAAAAUAUUACCACAGCAGAACAAUUGAAUAAUGACACCAAUACCACUUCUAGUAUGACUAAGGAGAUAAUAAAAACAACAACAAUAAAAACAACAAAAAAGAUAAAAACAACAACACAACUUACUACAGAAAAGCUUCCAGAGUAUUAUAAUGACGAUUACUAUGAUUUAAUGCGCAAGAAACCGGUCCAAUGCAAAUCCAGUUACUUUCUUUCUAAUUUUCUACAACUUAAUGAGGCAUUCACCAAAAUUUCUGUUAACAACGCAAUUCGGUGUGUUUAUAGUAACCGAUUGCAUUUAUUUUUUAAAAUCAUCGCCAGUUUAACAAUAUACUUCUUUGAAAAAAUAUAUUAUUAACCGACACACAAUUAAGUGUUAUACCGUUUGUACAUGAUUAAUGCCAAAAUGAGAAACCACUAUUAUAGG